AUGGGCUCCGCCGUGGCGCGCGUGGGGCGAGGCCGAGGCCCGUGUGCGCCGUGCAGGGGCGGUCGCCGUGGGGCCUCGCUGGGGGCUGGCGCGGCCCGAGGCGGGAUCUUCUCCUUCCUGCUGCUCGCGGAGUUUUGCUGUGGGUUCUUUGUAAUCUUGAUUCUGAGCAACUUCUGGUUCCUCGGCGUCCUGUACUUGCUGUGGCUCUACCACGACUGGGACAUGCCGUGUGCUGGAGGGAGAAGGUUCCAGUGUAUCAGAAACUGGACAAUCUGGAAGUACUUCAGGGAAUACUUUCCCAUCAAGCUUAUAAAAACUUCAGAAUUGAGUCCAAAACACAACUACUUGCUUGGCUUUCACCCUCAUGGGGUGUUGGUAGCUGGAGCCUUUGGAAACUUUUGCACUGGGUCAAGUUUCAAGACUCUAUUUCCUGGGAUUACUCCAUACCUUCAUAUCACUCCCAUCUGGUUCCGCUGUCCCUUCUUCAGAGAAUAUAUAAUGAGUGCUGGAAUGGUUUCCGCGGCCAAAGAGAGCGUCUCGUACGUGCUGAACAAGGACGGAGGGGGCCACGCGUCCGUCAUUGUCAUCGGAGGAGCAGAGGAGUCCCUGAACGCGCAUCCUGGGAGCCUAACGCUGAACAUCCUCAAGAGGAAAGGUUUCAUUAAAAUGGCCUUGAAACACGGGGCUCAUCUGGUCCCAGUGUUUUCCUUCGGCGAAAACGAGCUCUUCAAGCAAGUUGCAAACCCCAGAGGUUCCCGGCUCAGGAAUAUCCAAGAGAAGCUGCAGAAGAUCAUGGGCUUCGCCCUGCCGCUGUUCCAUGCUCGAGGCGUAUUCCAAUACACUUUUGGCCUAAUACCUUACAGGCAACCUAUUCAUACUAUUGUGGGAAGCCCCAUCCCUGUGAAACAGAACUUGAAUCCUACCAAUGAAGAGAUUGAACAGCUACAUGAGCUCUAUCUACAGAAACUAAAUAAAUUAUUUGAAGACCACAAAAGAAAUUAUGGGAUCCCUGAGCAGAGAUCUCUUAUCUUUGAGUAGUGAAUUACAAUUUGUGAUUACAAGAAUCAGCUUGAGAAAAAAA
Tinamus guttatus (white-throated tinamou) is the source of this 1081-nucleotide messenger RNA. RefSeq names its product monoacylglycerol O-acyltransferase 1 (gene MOGAT1). Gene Ontology annotation, biological process: diacylglycerol biosynthetic process; triglyceride biosynthetic process. The record is from RefSeq and is a predicted model, not a curated record. Lineage: Eukaryota; Metazoa; Chordata; Aves; Tinamiformes; Tinamidae. Gene Ontology annotation, cellular component: endoplasmic reticulum membrane. Gene Ontology annotation, molecular function: diacylglycerol O-acyltransferase activity.